AUGGCCAGCAUCGUGAAUGUGUAAGUAGGAUUUCUUCUGCUUCUUUUUUUUUAAUCUUCUGGGGAGAGGGCUUGGGUUCCCCCACAUGGCCAGCAUCCCCAUGGAAUUUAACCCCUUCCUGAACAGCUUAACUUCUCUUCCCGCCCUCCCUUUCCCUGCCUUCCCAUUCUCCCUCAAAUCUCAUUGCAGCUCAGCUGGUUAGAGUGAGCUACAGAUAGCACCAAGGUUGCAGGUUCGAUUCUCAUAAGGUACAGCUGCAUAUUCCUGCAUUGCAGGGGGUUGGACUAGAUGAUCCCCAGGGUACCUUCCAUGAUUAUUAUUUUUUGGAUGCUUUUUAUUACAUUCAUAGCCCACUUUUCAUCCAAGCAGUUCAAGGUGGCAUUUAUGGCUUGCCUUUCCCCCUGUUUCCCCCCACAGCAAACCUGUUAGGCAAGCUAGGAUGAGAGUGACUGGACCCAACAUCAAACAGUGCACUUCAUGACUGAGUGGGGAUUUGCACUCGGAUCUCCCAGGUCCUCCUAGUCCAGAAUUCUAACCACUAUACACACACACACCCUCUCUCUCUACCCCUUCUCCGUUUCUCAACUCUUCAGCCAUCAACUGCAACAGACAGGCGUUCUGUCAGUCUUCCUGUCAGUCACUCUGGCUCUAAGAGAGUUUUCAUUGCAUUCUUCGGCUCAUCUAUGCCUUGAUGAUUUGAUGACCUUCCUAGCAGCCCCCUUCGCUCUCCAGUCAGGGCUGCUGUCCUAAAAGCAUUAUGCUGAGGGCUCUUUUAAAUGCUGGAAAUGCUUCCCUUAUCUUUGCUUUGCCAGUAGUGAGGGGGGGGGGAGAGUGUUGGUAUCCCCCCCCCCCCGCGCACACAAACAUGAGAUGCACCACUGUGUUCCUGUGAGUCUGUGGGUGCAUAAAGAAAUGAAAAGAGCCCUAUUGCUGGAUCAGAGGAAAAGCCCAUCUAGUCCAAACUCACAAGCAGUAGCCCACUCCUGUUGCUUGUCCUCUAGCAGUUGGCUUCAGAGGUAGAGUGCCUCUGUUCCUGGAAGCUCUCUAUAGCUAUGUUCAGUAAUAGUAAGAGUUGCUGUUUUUCUCCUCCAACAAUUGGUGUAAUCUGCUUCCCAGCCCUGCAGGCUACUUGUCCUUGUAGCAUCGUGUGCCUGCAAAUUUCAGAAACUGAUUAAACAUGAUGUGAAAAAGUUCCCACCAGCAUUCUAAAAUUAGUUGAUUCUAAAAUUAGUUGAUUCAAAGGGGGCCCUGUGAGCAGCCCAACUCCCCACGCAGCCUAUAUCAAGCUAGCUUAUUUGUAACAAGAAUUAAUUGAUCUCAGACCUUAACGAAGGGUCGAAUUUAAAGUGCUUGGUGCAAGUCUAUAGCGACCAAUCAAUUGGAGAAUUAAACUAGGUUUAGGAGUUGGAGUACAAGAUUUGAUCGGUCCCUUAAGUCAUAUUAAGUGCGGUUUUGAAUUUGGAUGCUGGACGCUUGCGCAAAUUUGAUCGCGCCUGCGUUAAAAAGGUGGUGGGGAGGCCCACGUGGUUGAACAGGGGCUCAGUAGCUGCUAGCGCAAAGCAUAGUAAAAACAAUGGACGCUCCUGGUCAUCUGAGGCGCUUUAACAGGAUUGGAAUUUAACCAUCGCAGUGCAAGUACACCCUAAUUUAAGAACUUAGUAAAUUAAGAGGACACUUCUGGGCGUCUGGUGUGCCCCUUACAAGACCCAAAUUUAUCCACCGCGGCAAGUGCAUCCCAAAUUAUUGAGCUUUCUUCCUAUCGAUUGUUGUAUAGCAAUUGACAUUAGUGGUUCCUUUGGUUUGGUUUGGUUAUUUUGGCGCAGCAAAAAAUAUUUUAUAAAGGGCAUUGAAUUCACUAGUAGGGGAUUUGCAUCUAAGCAAUAUUACAACCUGUUUGAUAAGCAGCGCACUGGUUUGCAUUUACCGGCUGGUAGCCUAUUUCUAUACUAUCUUACCUGGAGUGUGUUUCACCUCCAGUGCAUCUAAUACUGAACUAAUUGGGUUACAGUGGGCUUCAUUUUCACUGCACAGUGUGGACAAUACUGAACUAGCUGGCUAUCAGUGUGCUGAUUGUGCUUACCACUCAAAGUACCUCCCAGUGUAGACAAUACUGAACUAGCUUGCUUUCUUUGUUCUGAUUGUGCUUUCCAUUGAAGUACCUCCCAGUGUAGACAAUACUGAACUAGCUUGCUUUCAUUAGGCCGAUUGUACUCAACAGGUGGGCAUUUUGACUUAACUUGGUGUUAGUGGCAUAAUUCACUGCCUGUGUAGUCAUUACUGACCCGGGUUGCUGGUACGCCUGUGUCCGCAUGGCUUCUGGUAGAAACCAACAGGCAUCUUCCCGUAAUGGUGGCAGGGCUGGCUCCUCAGGUGGACCUCAAAUGUCGUGCGAUCCUGAAGCAUUUGCUCAAUUUUUCUCGGCAUUCGAAACCUUUUACAUGCGGUGCAGGCCAGGAGUGAGGGCGCUUCCUGCUCCCCCUCCUGCAUCCCAGGAUUACAUACCUGACACCCUUCCGAGUAAUCAAGAGCGCCCUAGUACCUCAGCCUCUGGCUCUGGCCCCGCCCCGCCCACAAACACCUCCGGUUCCCGCCCCUUAACAUGUUCCCAGUCCUCUCACUCCCUUAGGUCAAAAUCGGCCUCCUCGGGUGUUAGGACCCUUCAUAAUGGGCUUAACAACACUAACAAUCAGCAAGCCAUAGAUGUGCCCAGUAUCUUUCAGGAUCCACCACCGCAGCCCACAACAGCAGUAGGAGAUUCCAGGUCCUCUUCCGAUGGGGAACACCAGGGACACCAGGACGUGCCCUCGGCUGCAGCCCCGACCACGACUACCGGUGAGGAACAGGGCGGAAAAAGGAAAUCCAAGAAGAAGCACACGUCAAAGAAAAGCAAGAAAAGCAGGACGUCAGACUCCGAGGAUGAGUCAGGUACCUCCUCUUCCGCUUCGGAUAGUGACGCCCCUAUGGAAGACUACUGGGGUUUGGGCGAGGACAUUUCCGUGCUCCUCUUGUGGGUCCACGAGAGGAGGGCCAAUUCCCAUCGUAAGUCCUUUAACGGGUCCUUAGAAUGGGAAGGGGGGUCAUUGGUGGAAGAUGUAAAAACAUCCACCAAUGUGUCCACUGACUUUAUAUUAGGAAACCACUUAUCACAAAAGAAAAGAACUAAGAUUCUCAAUGGGGACUACAUUGAUAUAUUUACUCUCCUCCCCCGACUAAAAUGACAGGGAAAGGAGAAAAGAAACGUUUGUAUGGGAAGCGGAGGUAUAGGACCCCCCGAGCCGAACACACUUUUGAAAAUUGGUUAGAUGGGUACCAGGUUUUUAUGGGGAUAGUUUCAGUGGCUUAUCCCAAAUGCGUGAUGCAUCUCAUCGCAAACAUAGCGCAUGUGAGAAGGGCAUUUGCCCUAGCGAGGGAGAACGCCGCUUUAUCUUAUGAUGAAGAUUUCCGUAGAAAUGCUUCCCUUUUACCAUCCACUCGCUGGGACCUGAGGGACCAAAACUAUUGGAUGGAGCACGUAGGCCCGUAUGUUGAAAAGAAAUCUCAGGACUCCUCUAAAACUGGGAAGGUGGAACCAAAGUGGCGACGUCAAUGCUGGGACUUCAACAAGGGGGUCUGUUCUCGGUCGGCCUGUAGGCAUGCUCACGAAUGUGAGAGGUGCCUCGGCAGCCAUCCGGCCUCAGCGUGCUUUAAGGGUAAGCAGCCCUUUCGGGGCGGAAGGGGGUACUCACAUCAAGGCACAAGGGGUACCCUCGGACAACCCCAAGGGACUGCCGGGGACCGCCAGUAAUAGCUCUCUAGGGUUAGCCUUCACUCCAGUCAAACUACAUCCUUUAAAAACCCUGCUAGAUAGUUACCCUGAUAAAAAAGCAGCCAGAUACCUUUGGGAGCGGUUUCUUUAGGCUUUAGAAUCCCGCUUUCUUUCCCACCCAACCCUUGCGAUCCUCCUAAUCAGAAAUCAGUAAGGGAAAUGCCUGAGAUCGCGAGAAAGAAAAUUCAAAAGGAAAUCGCGGCUGGGAGGGUGGCCGGUCCCUUUAAAGUGCCACCUAUCGAUGGUUUGCACAUCUCCCCGCUGGGCAUAGUCCCUAAAAAAGGCCCCGGGGAAUUCUGCAUGAUCCAUAAUCUUUCCUACCCAAGGGGUGGCUCAGUCAAAGAUGCCAUACCACAAGAGCUUUGUUCGGUAAAAUACGCUUCUUUUGACCAUGCCGUAAAACUGACACGCAGAUUCGGAAAAGGGGCGCUGCUGGCAAAAUGUGAUAUCGAUUCGGCCUUUCGCCUCCUGCCAGUACAUCCCAAAGAUUUUCGCUGGUUGGGUUUCAGGUUCGAAGGAUCUUACUUUAUCGACAAAGCAAUGCCAAUGGGUUGCUCAGUGGCAUGUGCGGCCUUUGAAUCCUUUAGUACAUUUCUGGACUGGGCGCUCCAAUUCAAAACAGGUUCCACUGGGGUGUCACAUUACCUCGAUGACUUUAUUCUCGUUGGUGCCACAGAACAGGAGUGCACCAAUUUGUUGAAGGCAUUCAUAUCCUUAGCAGAGGAACUUGGUGUUCCGUUGGCGGCAGACAAAACCGAGGGCCCAGCCACAACCAUGGUUUAUCUAGGCAUUGAAUUAGACACAAUCGCCCAGUCCUCCAGGUUACCAAGGGAAAAACUAGUGGCGCUUAAGGACUUAAUCCAACAGCUCCUCCCGUUAAAAAAGGUUACUCUUCGGCAAAUCCAGUCUUUAUUAGGCCAUCUAAAUUUCGCAUGCCGAGUAGUAUCCCCGGGCCGCCCUUUCUGUGCCCGUCUGGCUAGACUGUCGGCGGGCCUUCGGGCACCCCAACACAGAGUUCGUCUUUCCAAGGCGGUUAAAUCCGACCUUGAAGUAUGGCUGCAGUUCCUAGACAAGUAUAAUGGCAUUUCUUUGUGGCAGGACACCAUGCUGCUCCAUGCUGAUUUUCAGGUCCAAUCAGAUGCGGCAGUCUGAAAAGUAGUCUAUUUUAAGUCUAUUUUCUUUCUCCUGCUGGCAUGCAAGGGGGAAGGGAGUGUGCAUCUCUCAAGAAGGAGGUGUCGCUCAUUGAAGAUCUCCCUGGUCUGACCGAAGACCAGCCAGGGAAGAUCACCGGCAACAGGCCCCAAUGCCUGGGAAGAGGAGUCAGCCUUUCCCGAGGGGGCCAGUUUCCAACAAGUGGUAGCAGAGUUGCUGGUUGUGCCACUUCCAACGACGUCUGCCAGUUCCUGAUGGAUGGCUGCCUGGUGAACGUGGAUCGAAGGAUUCUCCGGUUCAUCGAAGUUCAGCUGUUUUCCUGCUGUUUGUUUUUUGGAUUAAAACACAGCAAAAGUCAAGUUCCUGCAUUCCCGGGAGAGCUGUUUACCCUGCCGGUAACCGCCAAGGAACUGUGAGUACUCUGUGCUGAUUUAUGGGCUCGUUAAGCAUCAAAGGCAAAGGACGCACGCCGGAGUUGAGCAGUUAAGGCUCAAAGGCUGUUGGAAUUUACAGCUUGCUUGCUGCCAAGGAUUUACAGCUAGUGGUGGAUAGCUGUUAAUUGGGAUCACGAUGGAUGCCAAACCGGGGACGGGGCUGCCCUACCCUCCGCCGUUAUCAGAUGGCAAUUAUUCCUCCUGGUCUCUGAAAAUGCAAGCCCUGCUUGAGAGACAGAGAAUAUUUGGAGUAAUUCGAAAUCCCAUUCCUGCUGCACCAACAAGGGCCUGGAAUGACUCUAACAUGCAGGCAAGGUCUGCAAUCGUCUUCUGUGUAGGGGACGAUCAGCUGGUGCAUAUUUCAGGUUUGGAAUUCGCAAGGGACAUUUGGCUUGCUCUACGACGUAUUCAUAUGCGCGAAGCAGCUGGGACUGCGCUGUUGCAUUUUGAGAAGCUCACAAACUUGAGACUUAAGCCGGAUGGGGAUAUCCAGGCGCAUCUGACACAGAUGCAAUAUCUUCGCCAGCAGAUGGCGCAGAGGAAUUUUCCACUUGAUGAGUCAAUCUUUGUUUCAUGAUCAUAAACAGCUUGGAUCAGAGAUUCAAGAUGGUUGCGAGUCAACUGGGUUCGCUCCCUGCUGCAGAUCUGACGGUGCAGCGCAUUUGUGCUGUUUUGCUUAAUGAGAAUGACAGACUGGCUGCAAUAGCUGUUGCUGAUGGGGUGAGUGAAGCUGCAUCUGCCAGUACUUCCCCCACCACUGUUGUUGCUCAAGAGGAGCAGGCUGUAGCCCUAAACGUCAUUCGAUGCUACAAUUGUGGUCAGGCUGGCCAUUUACAGAAGAACUGUAAAGAGAGCCGUGUUUCCAAAGGAGCCAAGGGGAGCUCAGCAAAGCCAGAGGCUACAAGCAAGGGUCGUGCCAAGGCACAGGCGAGACCAGCAAAGGCUUUGAUGUCGCCAAAGGCUUCAUCAUCGGUUGAGAAUGCGUUUGUAAUAGACGCAGGAGCUACAGAGCACCUAGCGGCACGGCGAGAAUUAUUCUCUACAUUUCAGGAUCAACGCUUCACUGUGAAACAGGCCAAUGGUCAGGAGAUGGAAGCAACUGGAGUCGGGACUGUAUAUCUGGAGAGUCUGAAUUUGACUAUAAACAAUGUUUACUUUGUCCCAGGUUUAAAAUUCAACUUGCUGAGCGUAUCUCAGAUGACAAAGAAAGGAUUGGUGAUAUCCUAUGAUGAGAAGAGAUGCAGGAUCUUCAAGGACGGAAAGCUGUAUCUUUCUGCCAAAGAGAAAGAUUGGUAAUUGGUCCUCUACCGCCCUCUUAGAGGCAAAGCAAAAUUCUAUCUUGUAAUUGUUGAUCGUUAUUCUCACUAUGUGUGGAUUCACGUACUGGAGAAACCACAGGAAACCUUAGCAAAGUUCAGAGAGUUUUGUGAUAAGGUUAAAUUUGUUCAUGAUGCUAAUGUCACAGAUGAAAAGCCAAUUUUUGUUUCACAGGAUUUUCAAGAUUUCCUUGAGAAACGUGAGAUAGAUCAUAAGAUUGCUGUCUCUGAAGCUUCAUGGAACAAGAGUGUGUGUGUGAAGGUGAACACAGAAUUGCAGAAAGGCAUGAAAGCCCAACUGCUUAGUUCACAUUUGCCCCAAGAGUUCUGGGCCGAAUUGCUGAGCGCAUAUUCUUACACGUGGGUAAGACAGGUUUCAGCAGAUAUGGAAAGUUCUCCAUUUGAGAGGCUGUUCCACAGAAAACCUUCAGUUAAACACUUUAGGGUCUUUGGAUCGCAUGUGCGUGUGGAUACACCACAGGGAAUUAAGGGUGUCAAGGGCAUUUUUGUGGGUUAUGAAAAGGGUUUCUACAGAGUAGUAUUGCCUGUGUCUGAUCAAGUGAUUCUCACAAAGUUUGUAGCGAGCACUGCAAGACAGGAGAGAGAGGUUCUCCACACAUUUCCCACAGAUGUCAACACAGAUGAGUAUUCUGAUACUGAGAGUGAUACAGAGAGCUCAGAGAGUUCUGCUGACACAGUCAUUGAGAAGGGUUCAUACACAAUGUCCAGUCCUUCACAGGUUAAGGCUGAACUGGAAUUGACAGAACCACUGUUUACUGUUGGGCGUGGUUCUCCCAAAAGUCCCAAGGAUGAACCAGUCAGCAAGGAGGAUCUGCACCACAUUCGCAGAUCUGAGAGAGUCACAAAGGGAAUACCACCCAAAAGGUACUCUCAGGAGUUUGCUAACUCAGCUGUUGCAUGUGUUGCUGUAGUUAACAACUCAAGCCAGGUUCAAGGUUUGUCCAAGACAGAGACAAAGUCACUCCUGAAAGUUGCAAGAAGCAACGCAAUUCUCCCUAGCCAAGGUAGAGCAGAAGCUCUAAUUCCUUGGAAAACAGGCAACCAGGGGUUUACACUGGUGGAACCAGUGACAGGUAGUUCCAAAGGUGGAACUGAAACAACAGGGGAUUGUUAUGUGUAUAACAACUGUUUGUUUUCUUCUCUAGAUGCUGCUUUUGUUUUCGCAACUCGCUUCAACUCAUAUGGGGGAGGAUGUUGUAAUAUGAGUGCUCAGCAGCUGCGAAGUAGCAGCUCAUUGUUUACAUCACAUGAAUUGUCUGAUGUUUCUGAGCGUGGGACAGGAUGUUCAACUCUCUUCUCAGGAAUGUGUUCUCAGUGUAACAUGAGACCUUCCUGUUGUUCUUGCAAAGGAGGAGUUUGUGAGAUGUCUGGAGCUUUCUGAGAGAGCAGACAUGCUUUGUGCAAGCUCUUAUGCAGUGUACAGUCCAGGAAUAAAGUAGACUUAAAAUAGACUACUUUUCAGACUGUUUUCUUUCUCCUGCUGGCAUGCAAGGGGGAAGGGAGUGUGCAUCUCUCAAGAGGGAGGUGUCGCUCAUUGAAGAUCUCCCUGGUCUGACCGAAGACCAGCCAGGGAAGAUCACCGGCAACAGGCCCCAGCGCCUGGGAAGAGGAGUCAGCCUUUCCCGAGGGGGCCAGUUUCCAACAGGUUCCUUAGGGUUCGAGGUCUAUUUCAGAGGGCAGUGGUGCGCACAGCACUGGCCCCCGGCUUGGCAGGGAAAGCCCAUCACGCGGGAUCUUACCUUCUUAGAAUUCUUCCCCAUCGUGGUGGCUGUUCAUUUAUGGAGUGAGGUAUUUGUAAGCACAGGGUGUGCUUUUGGACCAACAAUCAGACGGUGGUAUCUGUUCUUUCAACUCAGUCAUCACGCUCCCCAAGGGUUGGCAAUCUCCUCCGUUCCUUUGUCCUCUUGUGCCUUGAACGCAACAUCUAUUUUUCUGCCAAGUUUGUGCCGGGCGUUAAUAACGCCAUCGCGGAUGCUCUGUCUUGUUUUCAGAUGGACCGCUUCCGCUCGUUAGCGUCAGAGGCGGAACAAUUGCCGCAAGCUUUCCCGGAGCACCUUUUGAGCCUUGGGAACAUGAAGUUAUGAAGGGAGUAUUGGCCUCAGUGGCACCAUCCACACUGAGAUCAUAUAAAAAGGCGUGGUCGGAUUUCCUAAAGUUUCGAGAUAGGACAUGUAACACUAGCGUUACAUUCCCUCCCUCAAAAGCCAAAGUCUUAAAAUAUUUAGUGCACUUGAAGGGUUUAGGUAGUGCGCAAGGCUCUGGAAGGAUGGCGUAGGCUACAGCCCCCUAGCAACGACAAAAGGAAACCUAUAACAUUUGACAUUCUUUGCCAAAUUCACAAAACAUUGAGAACUAUAUGCUGGUCAAAAUACGAGGCCCGCCUAUUCUCAGCAGCUUACUCCAUUGCAUUCUUUGCCGCACUUUGGAUCGGGGAAGUGGUAUGCGAAGGUGGUCCGAACAAUGCUCAGCGGGGUAUUCUGCUAAAUGAGCUGACCCUUUCCCGCACCGAUCUGGUUUUGCAUGUGCGCAGUUCUAAGACCGACCAGCAAGGAAAAGGUGCCCUGAUUCGAUUGUUAGCAACAAAGAGGGUGGGGCCUUGCCCGGUAAAAGACACUAGGCAUUUCCUAUACUUGAGACCUAACCUAUCCGGCCCUCUUCUAAUUCAUAGUGAUGGCUCCUUCUGUCCAGGCACCAAUUCACACGGGUGAUGCGGAUAGCAAUUGUGGCUUGCGGCCUCCCUGCAGCAGAGUUGGCUGCUCACUCCUUCCGGAUUGGGGCGGCCACCAGUGCGGUACACAUGGGCCUCUCGGCAGAAAGGAUUAAGAACAUGGGGCGGCGGAAAUCAGACGCAUACAAAGCUUAUGUUAGAAAGAACCAAUAACCAAAAGCGCUAUUCCUGAUCAUUUCUUGUCAUUUCAUUUCCCUUCCAGGAGACGCGAGAAUUCGCAUUUGGAUCGUGGGCCACAGUAUCGUUCACUGGGCAGCGAAGCGGGCUGUCGCGGCUGGCUUAGGACGAGGGCUGAACUUACCCUCAGAUGUGCACGUGACAUGGAUUGCUAAGAGGGGGAUGCGCUGGGCCGAGGUGAUGCCGGUCAUGAGGACCAGAGUUGCAAUCAAAGGCCCACCAGAUGCCUUAAUUAUCCAGCUGGGGGAAAACGACUUAGCUUACUGUAAAGCCAUAGACUUACAAUGGAACAUGUUUAGGGAUUUUGAUGAGCUACUUACCUCCUAUCCUAGACUUAACAUUUUGUGGUCAUCACUGCUGGAAAGGCGGAUCUGGAGGGAUUCUCGCUGCCCCAUCGCAUUGAACAGAGCCAGAAAGGUUUUGCAACGUACUGUGGCGCGUAGAGUGGCGGCACUGGGGGGACGGGUAAUCGACCACCCCAAUAUCCAGUUUGCAAAGGUGGCCCUCUACAGGGAUGAUGGCGUGCAUCUUUCGGAUGCUGGAAACGAUGUUUGGUUGAAAGAUAUUAUGUCAGGGAUUAGGGAUUGGUUACAGGCUUGAGGGUAUUGGCGGCGAGCCUGGGCUCGAAUGGCGGUUAGGCAUUGGUAGGGGCAUUGUUCUAUUAUUAUGCAGAUGAGGGGGGGAGGAAGCGCCAUCACCUUCCCCCAAAGCAAAAGGGUAGUCCGAUAAAGGAUUCCGGGGGGCGUGGCCUUGUCCUAAGCCUAUGGAGGUGUGGGCCCACGGCACUGUAAGGAUAUUUCCGUUCCUCCUUAAAAAGGGAGCAGGCUGUUGUGAGUCACAAAGUCUGCGUACUUCCGGCUCACAGGAAGUUUCUGUUUUUGUAUAUAGCUUUUGUCUCUCUCUGUUGCCUCGACACGCAGGCAGUCAUGUUUUUUCUUUGUUCUGACCAACGCUGAAUAAAGCUGUACAUAUGCUGCUCUCCUGAGUGCAUCUUUCGUUGUGCGAACUCUGCGAAAAGGGCGUGCAUGAGUCCUGGGAUGUGGACAGAUAUUUCCGAGGCUCGUGUCGCUAAUUGACUGAUACUGUAUCUAUGGGAGAUUGAUGGAUCGUCCUGAGACGACAUGGAGGCAUGAUGGCCUUUGUCUCCCUGGCAGUGUCCCAACAACAGGUUUCGGGCCCAGAUUCACUGCACUUACAGGAGAGUAAGACUGCGAAAGACUGCGAGAGGUAUGUGUGGAAAAGUCAGACUUGUGUGGGGCCUGGGAGACGAGCCAGAGGCCUCAUGAUUUAUGAGCUGCCAAGAUAAGGAGUUUUUGAAGUGAAAAAGACUCACGGCUCAAGUAAAAACCUGGAAUGGAGUUUUUACAAGCCUCAGGUGCUGUUCCGUGCCCAAAGCUUAAUGCCCACAAUUAUGAGACCUGGGCAAGGUGGUGUGAGGGCCUGUUGCGUCAGUUUGGAGUGUGGCAUACAGUGUGUGAAGCCCCUCCAUUUCCUCUGACAGAUAGAUGGAGGGCCAAAGAUUCAAGGGCCAUAGACGUGAUUGUCUGAUCCGUCUCUCUGAAGGAAAUUGUAACACUGGCUGGCAACACGACAGCAAGUCAGAUGUGGAAUGCUUUGAAAGUAGCCCAUCUGGCAGUCAUCCCAGCCCAGAGUUUGACUGUGUCAGAGGUCCUGGCUGUUUCCCAGAUCGAGAGUGAUUGCAGGGAUGCCGAGGGCACCGGUUGCAGGCUGCAGGGGGAGCUGACUGUGACAUCAUCCCAGGCAGCAUUCCAGCCUCCAGGGGGAGCCAAGGAGUCGGCAGCUGAGAGCUCUGUUUCCCAUGAGAGCCAAGGUCAUCCUCACAGAUACCGGAAGGCCAGAAGUAAACAGAGACAGAAGCCUGCAGAUGGCCCGAAGCAGAAGGGGGGUGGAAAGCCCAGGCCAGGGAACAACAAGGCUUUGUUUGCUGGCACUGCUUCACUAAAGGCCAAAGGCAAGUUUGAUGGCCAGGAGCAGGGGGGCAAGCUGCAGCCCAAGCCAGUGGAAAACAAGGUUCUGUUUGCUGCCACUGCUUCUCCAAAAGCCAAAGGAAAGUUUGUUGUUGAUUCUGGAGCCACAAGGCAUUUAUCACGCCUCAAGAUGGAGAGAUCCACCAGGCUGAUGGAAAGACGCUGCGAAUCGCAGCAGUUGGGACAGUGAAACUGGCAAGUCUGCAUACAACCAUCAAAGACGUACUUUAUGUUCCAGAUUCUGCAGACAGUUUGCUCAGUGUCCCACAGCUGACUGGGUGUGGCUUUGAGAUUUCCUUCAAGAAGAGCAUCUGUGUCAUCAGGAAAGGCAAAGAGGACAUUUUGCAUGCAAAGUUUAUGGAUGGCUUGUUCGGUAUAACUUACGAUGACAAUGGUGUUGCUGUGUCUAAUGUUGAAUCUUGUUGUGUUGCACAAACUAACAAAGAUCUUCAUGCAGGAUGUAUUCACGAGGCGCACCAAAGAUUUGGCCACAUGUCUUGGCAGGCACUGGCCAAGAUGCCUGGGUUGGUUCAGGUUUUGAACAUCAAGCCCUGUAAGUUUUACAUGAAAUGUGUAUCUUGUGCAGAGAACAAGGUGAAGGUUGCUCCAAAAGGCAAGGAGUCUAGCAGGCAGGCUUCCAAACCCUACCAGCUAGUCCACGCAGACCUGGUUGGUCCACUUACGCCCUCUUUGGGUGGAGCAAGGUACUUCAUGGUACUUCUAAUUGAUUCUUUUUCCAGGUACAUUUAUGUGUUUGUGCUCCAGCAGAAGUCAGAAGCGUUUCCUAGGUUCAAGGCAUUCUGUGCAUGGUUGGAGAAUGCUCACAGUAAACGUAUCGGCUGUCUGUUUACUGAUCGAGGCGGUGAAUUCACUUCUCAGCAGUUUGACGCUUUCCUGACUGAGAAGGGAAUCCAGCACGACCUCUCAACGCCUAGAUCCCCAUGGAUGAACGGACUUGUUGAGCGAGCAAGCCAGACUUUGCUUCAAGGCCUAAAAACCUUGUUGCAUGAUGCCAAUCUCCCUGAGAAGUUUUGGAGGGAGUCUCUGUCCACGUUUGUUUACACUUAUAAUCGCAGAUUGUCAUCACCUAUUGGUUGUACACCCUAUGAGAAGAUGUUUGGUAAGAAACCUUACGUCAAGCACAUGAGAAUCUUUGGUUCUGACAUGUGGGUCCACACCCCACAGAGCAGCAAGCUUGGAAAGCGUGGGGCACAUGGUUUGUUCAUGGGGUACGAAAAAGGUGCAUACAGGGUAUGGAUGACUGACUCGACGUCCAUUAGGUUCACAAAGAGUGUUGAGUACAAUCCUAAGUGGGGGGGGGGGAAUGUGGGAAUUUUCCAGAGUCACUCAGAGGAAGAUGAAGAUGAUGUGAAAAAAAGCAGCUGAUGUUGAGGUAGAAGAGGAAGCUAAGGAUGAUGAGGGUGAUGAUCAGAGUUCGGAUUCCAGCUCAGUGGGCAGUGCUGCUGCUGGUGUCAGCGACAGUGAUAACACAGCAGACUACAAGAGCGCAAAGGCCUCAGUCAGACCAUCUGAUGCGUCUGACAAUGAACUGGAAGAACCACUGUUCACCAUUGGUCGCUUUUCUCCUAAGAAGGAGGAGAUGAGUGAAGAAGACUUGCGUCUAGUACGCAGAUCUGAAAGGGCCACAAAAGGCAAACCUCCAAAGAGGUUUCUGAUGAGUUUGCUAAGACAGCAACUGCUGUUCUUAGUACCUCAGAGAAGGUGUGGGAACCUUCAAACUUCAAAGAGGUUCAGGAGUUAACCUCUAAAAAUGCUGAGCCAUGGCUAAAUGCUAUGAAGGCUGAAGUUGAUUCCUUGGAUAGGAACCAAACUUGGGAGCUGGUACCGGUAGUCCCAGGAAUGAGACUGGUUGGCAGCAAAUGGGUCUUCAAGGCUAAGACAGACCAGAAUGGCAAGGUUAUCAGGCACAAAGCCAGAUUGGUUGCCAGAGGUUUUUCACAGGUAGCAGGACAGGAUUACCACGAGACCUACUCACCCACCGUCAAGUAUGAGAGCAUUCAGCUAAUGCUCAAGAUUGCUGCAGAGGAGAAACUGCACGUUUCCCAUCAUAACGUUAAUACAGCUUUUUUGUACUGGGUUUUGGGGGAAGAGCUGUAUAUGCUUCCACCUGAUGGAAUGCAGAUGCAGAAGGGAAUGGUCUGUAAACUUCGGAAGACCUUAUAUGGUCUCAAGCAGAGUGCCAGGUGUUGGAACACAAAACUAACUGAGACAUUGCUUUCUCUUGGUUUUCACCAAGGCAAAGCUGAUCCAUGUGUGUUUGUCAAGGAGGAGGGGCAAAACAAACUCUAUUGUUUAUGUUUUGUUGAUGAUCUUCUGAUGUUUUGGAAGAAUCAGGCUUUGUACCAAAGCACCCUAGCUCAGCUGAAGGAGCACUUUGACAUGAAGGAUCUUGGUGAGGUAUCCAACUAUCUUUCUCUGCAGGUGGAGAGGGACCAAGCAGGUAAUUUUCUGGUACACCAAACACAGAAAAUUGCUGGUGUAUUAACCAGGUUGAAUUUGGUUGAUGCAAACCCAGCAGACACACCGAUGGUGACAGGUUACCAGGUAGAUAGUACUGCUGAAGCGUUUCCUGACACUACGCUGUACAGAUGUAUUCUAGGCAAGUUGAAUUUCAUUGCUAGAUGUUCAAGACCUGACAUAGCUGUAAGCACUAACCUGCUUAGCAGACAUACCAACAAUCCUACUGUUCAGGAUUGAAAGCUCUGAAGCGCAUAGCCCGCUAUUUGAAAGGGACUUUGCACUACAGGCUGAGGUUCACCAGUCAGAAGACUGGAGGUCUUGAAAUCUUUGCACAUGCAAGUUUUGGAAGUGACACCACGGAUGGUACAAGCACUUCUGGAGUAUGCUACAUGUACAACCACUGCCUGUUUGACUGGCUGUGCAAAAAGCAGACGACAGUAAGCCUAAGUUCCUGUGAAGCAGAACUCAAUGCUCUGUCAUUUUCACUCAUGGAUUGUGAAUGGUUGAUGCAACUGUUUCAGAACAUCAGAGUUUCUGUGAAAUGUCCUAUACAAGUGUACCAAGACAAUAGAUCCUGUUUGGCUUUGCUGAACUCAGAGAGUUGCAAGCAAAGAACCACGUUCUUGCAGAUUAUGCUACAUCGCGCAAGAGAGUGUAUUCAGAAAGGACUCAUUCAGGUGUCCUACAUGCCAGGAAAUGAAAUUCCUGCUGAUCUGUUGUCUAAGGUUGUUACUAGAGAACAACUUAAGGUUUAUGUAUAGAGGUUGCAAUUGGGUUGAACCACAGGUACUACAGGUUACACGGAAAGUGGGAGGAUGUUAGGAUAUUUCCGUUCCUCCUUAAAAAGGGAGCAGGCUGUUGUGAGUCACAAAGUCUGCGUACUUCUGGCUCACAGGAAGUUUCUGUUUUUGUAUAUAGCUUUUGUCUCUCUGUUGCCUCGACACGCAGGCAGGCAGGCAUGUUUUUUCUUUGUUCUGAACAACGCUGAAUAAAGCUGUACAUAUGCUGUUCUCCUGAGUGCAUCUUUCGUUGUGCGAACUCUGCGAAAAGGGCGUGCAUGAGUCCUGGGAUGUGGACAGCUAUUUCCAAGGCUCGUGUCGCUAAUUGACUGAUACUGUAUCUACGGGAGAUUGAUGGAUCGUCCUGAGACGACGUGGAGGCAUGAUGGCCUUUGUCUCCCUGGCAGUGUCCCAACAGGCACGUCCCCAAGCGGUAACUCCGGGGGGAGGUCCUAGUUGACGUGCAUCAGCAGGACUCCCCCUAUUGGUGGUUAACCCUUACCGGUCUUCAAGCAAGCGGGCUGAAGCCGUUUAGUUGUUAGGACCAAUGCCUAAGCCAAUACCGCUCAUUUCCUGUAAUCAAUAAAGUUGUGGCCUAAUUCGACCCAUUAACCCGAAUUCUUGUGUCUCGUGUCUUUAUUUCUGAGGGGGGAGGUGGGAACUCGCCACGCAACAACAACAACAACAACAACGUCUGCCCCUCUCCUUCUCUUCUAGGUUCAGGCGACUGAAGGACAUGGCAGCCCGCAAGAAGAGGACCUGCAAAGUCCCCAAGAAGUCCAGGGUUGCUGUGGGCCCACAUGAGCAAAUGCUUCCUUUUCAUUUUGGAACGUAAGGAGGGGUGGCCUUAAUGCUCUAAUACUCAACUGAGGAAAAUAAGUAGAAAUGAACUAACCUGCCCCCAUGUCCUUUCCUUCUUCUCUUGUUGCAGAUGGUUCAGAGACUGGCAGGGUCUUGGCAUCGCCUGUGGUUAGUAUUUGAGAAAACAGCACAGUACAUACGAAAUCCCUCACCCCCCCCAUCCACCAGUGCUGUUUAUACCCCCAUUUUGGCGGUCUCAGAUGCAGAGAAGCCCUCCUGCCAUGAACUGACAGCCUGACUCUUGCCAUUUCAGCAACUGCAGAAGGAUGAGAUGUUCCUCUCCUGCGUGCUGGCCACUUGCUCGGAGGCCCACCAGAGAGAAAAGCACAGGUUGAGGUACUCCAAAAAGAUGGCCGUCAAGGCAAUUGCGGUGAGUGAGGUAUCCAGGGGGUACCUGGAUGAGGUAUCCAGGGGUGAGGUGGGCAGGAGAGCUGGGGAUGGGGUUUGGGGGAUGCUGGGCAGAAGGAAGGCCUGGCGGGGUCUGGCCAAGAGAAGGGUUGUGCAGGCAUUUGGCAUUAAAUUGCCAAUUCCUGCACUGAGUUUGGGGUUGGAGGAAUCCACCUGAUGUCCAUAGGGAACUGACGUUUUCCCCUCCACCCUCUGUUCUCUAUCAGGAUCUCAUGGGACGGAUUGUGUGCUUUACGCAGCCUGAAUUGGUCCUUGCUACGGCACUGGAAUCCCUUUACCAACUGAGGUACACUGGGUUUUUUGAGCUUGACAAGGAGCUGGGGGGGGGAGCAAAAUGUGGAAAGGUGUUUCCACCUGCUUCCCUCUCGAGCCGGGCGAGUAUGAAACCCAGGAAAUUUAAGGGACAUCAUCAAUCCAGGACAGCAGCGGGAAAUGGCGCUGGGAUAAGGGAGUUUCCCGCCAAAUAAGGGACGGUUGACAGCUAUGCCAGACCUUGCCACUUCAGUGAAUUACAGUGGUACCUCUGGUUACGUACUUAGUUCGUUCCAGAGGUCCGUUCUUGACCUGAAGCACCACUUUAGCUAAUGGGGCCUCUCGCUGCUGCCGUGCUGCCGGAGCACAAUUUCUGUUCUCAUCCUGAAGCAAAGUUCUUAACCCGAGAUACUAUUUCUGGGUUAGCGGAGUCUGUAACCUGAAGCGUAUGUAACCCAAGGUACCACUGUAGAUUGAAAUAAUUGCUUACAAUUUCUUGAGUUUUUGCGUUCAAAAAGCUUUAUUUAUGCAGCAAAUAUUUACAGGAUGAGUGGAGAAGUGAGAGAAAAUAGAAGAUAUAUUCUCUAGAGAUAACUUCGAAACAGCUCAGCUUUUAGGGGUGGGAUUAACUAAGACCUAGAGCCUUGCAAGGAAUGCGGGUGGCGCUGUGGGUUAAACCACAGAGCCUAGGACUUGCCGAUCAGAAGGUCGACGGUUCGAAUCCCUGCGACGGGGUGAGCUCCCGUUGCUUGGUCCCUGCUCCUGCCAACCUAGCCGUUCAAAAGCACGUCAAAGUGCAAGUUCCGGCGGGAAGGUAAACGGCGUUUGCGUGUCAAGACCCCGCAGCCACCCCCUCGUUGGAAAUAACUCACACAAGGACACAGAUAUUAGGUUUAUGUUAUUGGGCAAAUUUUGGCCACAACUUUAUUGAAUUACAGAAUGUGAGCGGUAUUGGCUUAGGCAUUGAUUGGACCUGACUAUAUCUGACUCCUGCCCAUUGUGCAGGAAGUCCAGUAAGGGUAAGCCACCGGUAGGGGGAGCCCUGUCGAUGCAAACCAACUCAAGCUUCCCCUGAAGUUCCCGUCGGGGUCGUGUCAAGGCCCUAGCCCCCAGCCGGGCUUCAGACUAGAUCAACACCCCCAGAUUCCUUUAACGGAAUACCCUUAAGCAUGGAGGGGCAGUUGAUGGCCACACCUCCCCUCCCCCACACAAGGUCAAACAAUGCCUAACCGCCACAAGAGCCCAAAGGCUCACAUCUGUAGUCAAUGCCUCAAGCCCUCUGCAAUAUCAGCCAGCCAUAUAUCAUGUAGAGUGUGGUGGUUAAAGGGUUAACCUUCUGUGCUUCGAGUCUGAGGGAAGGGCUUCUACGGGAAGUCAGCCAGGAUGUUACAUCACAGUUCUUUGUUCUUUGUUCUGUGAAAGUUAGUUUCGAUUUCAGUCGGAGUUGUGCUUUGAGAUGUCUGAAUUUUCUGGUGGACUGAUUUACUGCUUGGCAUGUAAAUAAAAGCUUCUUAGAUUAGAAGAACCGUGUCUCUGGACUGUUUUACUCCCUGUUUUUCUUCAGGGAAGCAACGUCGCUGCAGCUCUGCUAUUUCCUGCCUUAGGUGAAGUUUUCCCCAGAAGAUUGCACUGAGCAGUGUUUUGUGCACAGGGGAAGCACACUGGACAGGCAGAAGUUCAAGAUAUCAUUCCCCCAAUCGGAAAGGUGCACGCCAUCGUCGCAAAAUAAGGUCAUUUUGCUGAAAACAAUGGAAGGGUGCGGGAUCACCCGGCCAUUCAAUGCAACCACUUUCUGUGAAAUGGAAUGAUUCAAAUGCUUCCGGGCACGGUCUGCAGCGGCUGGGGAAUUGCUGCCACACCAAACGCGUCUCUCCAACAGCAGCGACCAAAUGGGAGUCAUUCUCAGGAAAUUCAGCGCAAGAGUGCCCAAGUCCUUUUUGAUAGUGAAAAGCAAGUCCACGCCCUUCCGGCAAGGCAAGUCGUUCUCUCCCAGCUGCACAACCAAAGUGUUGGGGGGGGGGGACAUGUGCCUCCACCCUGGCCAUCACAAUUGGCAUCAUCUCUGCCCAGCGCAUCCCACGCCUCGAUAUCCAAGAAAUGUGAAUGUGCGGUGGAAAACCCAGUUGGCAUCCCUGGCCAUUAGCGACCGCCCGUUCCUGGGCCCAGUGGACGAUACUGUGUCCCACAAUCCAGAUUUCUAUGAGGCUUGACCCUGAAAAUCAAGAAAAAUGACAGAGGCGUGUAAGUGAUUGGUCUGUUUUAAAUUUUGGAGCUGUCGCGGAUAUAGUUUUUGUACGCGUUGGAUCGCCAGCGACCCAUGUCUUUUAUUCUGUCUGUUGGCAAUCCCAAGUGAGCCGCCGUUGUGGCGGCCCCGAUCCUAAAAGAAUGGGCAGCAUAUUCCCUAGCCGGAAGCCCACAAGCUUCAAUGGCUUUGCGCAACACCCGAGUGAAUUGCUGCCUGGCAAGACGGGACCCAUCCUCGUGUACCAGGAAAGGGCCAGAACCUGGGGGCCUGAGACCCAAAAACCUUUUUGUGUCCUUUACAGGGCAGAGACCGCUUUUCAUGGUUGCCAUCAACCAAACCAAGGCACCCUUUCCUUUUUGGUCUGUUUUUGAGCAAAGGAUGCGAACCACCAACAUUGAAUCAGAAAGCUGAAUAUCAUCAAGCUGCAGGCCUUGGGAUAAAGGACCCGGUUCACCUUCAUGUACCACUUCACCAACUCUUAAAGCGCCAAAAAAAUGCUAUAGAAUAUGCAGCUGAGAAUAAACGGGCCUCGUAUUUGGACCAGCACACUGAUUUUAAUUUAUUUCGUAUAUUACUGAGGAGAUUGAAUGGAAUGGGCCUAUGCCCCUCCUUACUUGGUGGUUGUAAUCUGCGCCGCUGUAACAACUUCUCCUUCGUGAACCCUCCGGAUUACAAACCUUUUAUAGCCUUUUAUAGCUUUUUACUGCCGUUUUUAUAGUUGUUUUAUUAGACUUUUAAAUUAUUUUACUUCUGUUAGAAGUUUUUAAUCGUUUUACUUCUACGGUUGGCCUGUUGGUGCCAAUAUACGUAUCAACAAGGAUAUUCAAACCCUCUGCUGAGAAAGCCUGUCGCUGAUUAGUAACGCCGCCUUGAAGACUGGGCUAUGUUGAGAAGUGGAGGAGGAGGAGUAGCAGAGGAGUUGCGCCCAUAAAAGAUAAGUUCUCUCUUUUAUCUCCGUUUAUCUCUACUUUGAACCUCCGUAGUUAGUGAGACAGCGACAAAUGGGUCAUGGCAAGCGACCAAGAUCUGCUGAGAAAGGUUGCUCACCUCCAAGAGUAAAGCAGUCGAAGCUUGAAUCUCCCCACCAUCUACUAACAAUAACAGCAAAACAGAGCAAGUAACUGUUUCUGCGGUCGAAACAUACAACCGCUUUUGGCCUCUGUAUGAUCAAGGAGAGCCGGAAAAGCUAGCUGAUCCAGCGGGGGACGGAAGCCAUAGGGAAGCCCUCCUCCCUGAUACCCUAAUUACACCUCCGUCAUUGAAACGGGACGCAUUAGGGCAAACUGCCCAUGAAUUAGUACCUGAUCAAAUACAACUGGUAAUCAGGACUUUAAGCUUCAUUUUCAAGGAAUUGGAGGGGAUUUCUUUGACAUUGAAUAAACUUUCACGGGCCCUUCUGGCUCAUCUACCUUCCUCAACUGAGCUAUCUAAUUUGCAUCAAUCUCCUGUGCAGCUUGUAAGUGCCUUAAAGAGACAACCUGACCAGAAAUUUCACCUUAAGAGCUCAAGAUGCAGGCCGCCACUGCCCCAAAGGAAUAGGCAAUCCUUGAUUUUUCAACCUAAUAAAAUAUGUCUAGCCAUUUUUUCCCGUGACGCCCCCAGACUUAGGUGGAAUAACCUGAGGAUGGCUAAAGGGUACCUACGUGAUUUGUUAAAUAUUCCUUUUUCCCAGAUAGAUCUUAUAUCUGUAGUACCCCUAAUUGCCACGCCCUGGCCAAGGAAAUUUAUGCUCUCCUUCCAGUCUGCAAGGAUUCCACAUCUCCUUGCAAGAGAGAAAGAUCGGCUGGCACCCUGGGAGAUUGUAACAACAAGAGUCUUUAAGGACACGAGUGUUAAACCUCUUUUUGCCAACAUCUUAACCGGCAAUGAACGCUCGUUUCCUCCUUCUGUUCCUAUAAUAAAGGGGAAAACACCUAGCUGGGUACCCCCUGCUCCAUCUGCGACCUCAAGUGCCCAUCUAGCUACACUGAGGAAUGAUCCAAUUGCAAGCGGAGAUUGGAAUAUCCCUGAAGAGAGAAAUCUUAUCCUCUCCUAUGGAAAACUCCCUUCAGAAGAACAGCAGGCUAUUCUCGAUAGAUUGGAUCUACUCAAACAAAGACUCCUAUCGCAAGGGGACCCCUCUAUGCCGAUGAGAGAGGAGAGCAGGCACUCCACGUCCCACAAGGCGUCUCCAUCAAAUGCCCUGAUAAUCUCUCAACCUGCUACUUUGUUACCCCCUACUGAUCUGAAUCAGCAAUCACCUGUUGACCAACAGCUCCAACAGCACCAUUCUACCGUGGAGGAAGUUGAUAAACUCAAUACUCCCGUCUUAGACUUUAUGUCCAAUCAAAAUAUGGAAGUUGACGAUUCCUUUGCCUCAAUGCCUGAGCUAGAAUCUACCCUGUCUGAAGAUCACCAGGAAAUGACUAUGCAUGUACCAUCUCCGCGUUCACGUCCUUCUAUACAUCUGCGUGAUAAUUCUUCUCCAGCUGCGCAGCAACUACAAGUGAUGACUGGAACACCUCCUAGUGCUACCCUGGUUAAGACUGAUAACUCUGAUGGAUCUACUAGUAUAGCCCAUCAAAGACUUGCUACUACUCACCUCAAUGAACAGCAUCCGACCUCACCAACUUUGCCUAAUUCUUCCUCCCCGGCAAAGCCCUUCCUGCCUGUUAAUGUUACCAAAUCACGGAUUCAAUCAACACAGAAGAAGACUUUAUCCGCACAAACUAAAAUUACUGAUUUCCUUAUGGGUCCUCGCUCUACCUCCAAGAACCCAUUAAACAACUCAAAGUGACAAUUACCGGGACAGCACAAGGACCCGACAUUAUCAAUACUUAGCUGGAACAUUGCUGGUUGGAGAACCAAAAAUCAGACCCCGAAUUCAGGAAGUACAUAAAUUCAUUUAACAUCAUCCUAUUCCAAGAAACAUGGGAUGAGGAAGAGAUUACCAUAGACGGUUUUGAUCUUCUAACACUUCCGGCCUCCCCUUCCUUGAAAGGUGGUCGCCCCAAAGGGGGUCUUUUGAUUGGGAUCUCACUCCAACUUCGCGCCAAAUUCACCCUGGUACGGGCUUCCCCGCCUUUUGCUCUUUCUGGACUGAUCGCAGAAGGGAAGUCCUCAUUACUAAUUACUAAUGGUUAUCUCCCCCGAAGGCUCAGCACCUGAUCUUGAUUGGAGAUGGGAAUCAUUUGAAAAUCACCUAUUGUCAUGUCAUACCAAAUGCCCUAACUCGUACUCCUUAAUUGGGGGAGACUUUAAUGCUCGAAUUGCCACAAAUUGGGACCUACUAAUCAAGUCCAAAUGGUGGACUCCCCAUGUUUGGGCAACUUUGACUUGGAACAUGCUAGAAUUAGAACUUCAAAGGACAACAGAGUAAACACAGCUGGAGUGACCCUUACCAAAUGGCCAGUCGCCUGAAUCUAGUAUUCUUGAACGGCACCUUCCCCCGAUAUACCGGGGAGUUCACUCACCUGGGACCAGCAUCUAACAGUGUUAUCGAUUACCUCUUGAUCUCCGCAAAUUUGGCCGUCAAUGUACUCUCCUUCCAGGUUGAAAACCAACAUUUCAGUGAUCACCUCCCAAUAGUGACCACUUUGUCAUUGUUCCGGUACCAGAAGGACUAUAAACACUCAGUCCCUCUGGAAACCUCAUCAGCGACCAAAAUAAGUGGGAUCAAAUGGUCGGAGGCUGUGGCCCAAAAAUACCAGGAUUUUUUCCAUAGGGAAAUCACUGCCUAUCUACCUCAAAUAGCUACUGAUUUACAAGAUUCCAAUUCGGUUUUGAAAUUUUUUAACCUUCUUACAACAAACCUUACCACUUUUUUACAUUACCUCCUCAAAAGGCGAAAGUAGCGCAUUGCAGUGCUGGGGCCCCUUGGUUUAAUACCUCUUGCAAACAAGCAAGAUCCCUUCUUCGUUCCAUCUAUAAUGAAUACAAAAACUCUAAUGCCCAGGCUCUACCAUCCUCCUAUUUACAAGCCAAAAGAGCAUACAAACAGACUUUAAAGCUGGCCAAACGUGAGUGGUAUCUAAAGCGUUGGCGAGCCUUGAUUGCGGCCUCUAGAUCCCGCAGACCACAGGAAUUUUGGGCUUUGAUAAACAAAAGAGGAAGGAAGUACCCACUGACGAUUAUCCCUGCGCCCACAUGGGAACAAUUCUUGAGCAAAUAUUUCUCCUUGGCAGAGGAAUCCAACUCAUCCACUGAAUUCCGAGCCGACCAUCUACCUUUGUGGCCCUCUACCGACCCAGACCUGAUAAUGGACUUGAUAUUAGAUCUGAAAACGGGCAAAGCCCCCGGGCUGGAUCUAGUCCCUGCUGAGGCUAUUGUUGCGCAACCGAGGUGGUGGGCUGAAAUCCUGGCCAAAGUCUUUGAUGCAAUUAAUUCUACGGGGCUUAUCCCUAGGUCAUGGAAGGAGGCCGUGAUCGUGCCAGUCCAUAAAAAGGGUCCCCCUGCUGACCCGGAGAACUAUCGGAACAUCAGCCUUUUGUCUAUCAUCGGGAAAAUCUAUGCAAAAUUUUUGCUGUCCAAGCUGUCCAAUUGGGCAAACGACUCAAAUUUGAUUGGCCACGAGCAAGCGGGCUUUAGGAACAAUUAUUCGACCACUGACCAUAUGGUAAUCAUGUAUCAUCUUGCCAGAAAAUAUUCUGCCCCGAGUCGGGGGCGCCUAUGUGUCGCUUUCAUAGACCUAAAGGCCGCCUUCGACAGUAUCCCAAGAAACUGUCUAUGGAAGAAAUUAGAGAGAUGGGGCAUAGAUAGAAGGCUGUUAUGGCUUAUAACCCAAUUACACCAUGGGUCGUCGGCUAGAGUGAGACUCACACCGGCGGGAAACCUAUCCAACGAGGUCCCAAUAAAUAGAGGUGUGCGCCAAGGUUGCAUUUUGGCCCCACUCCUCUUCAACUUGUUUAUUAGCGAUAUGAAGCUCUUUCUGAAUGAGUCUCAAGCCAACAUUCAUGCCCCCCGCCUAGCUGAUUUUCGCUGCCCUCUGCUCUUAUAUGCCGACGAUGCAGCGAUCCUUUCCUACUCUAGAGUCGGUUUAUGCAGAGCUCUAAAGAUUUUUGCGGCUUAUUGCAAACUCAACCAUCUGACAAUUAAUCAUGGGAAAUCUAAAGUCCUGGUCUUUACCAGGUCUCGGAAAACUUACAGCUGGAAGUUAGAUGGAGUCCAAUUAGAACAAGUUUUCAAAUUUAAAUACCUGGGAGUCUUUUUCACUACAACCUAAGCUGGAAGCCACAGAUACAGUAUUUACUAAACAAAGGGAAAACAAUACUUUAUACUCUACUCCAAUUUUUUGCGGCCGACGGAGCCUCCCACAUCCCUUCUGCAUUGAAGGUGUACCAUGCAAAAGUGGUUUCCACCCUCUGUUAUGCUGCCCCGCUCUGGGCCCCAGGGUCCAAUUUAACAUCGUUGGGGACAUUGCAGAAUCAGUUUCUCCGCCGCCUCCUGAAACUCCCCAUGUGUGUGAGCAACGCAGCCAUACGUCUGGAGUUAAGGAUUGCAUCAUUGGAGACGGUCAUCUGGAAGCGAGUCUUUGGUUAUUGGCUGUCCAGCUGGCACAGGCUUCCCAACCAUUACCUUUUUCAGUGCCUCUGGCGGGACGACUUUGUCAAUCCAUGGGUAGGAAAAAUCCAUGCCAAACUUCUGAGCAUCGGAAUUUCCCCAGCGGACUCCUUAAAGAUGAACUUACGCUCAGCCAAAAGACUUAUUGAGCAGAGAUUAGCAGACAUUGAAAAUCAACACAACCUCGCCGGGGGUGAGGGUGUCUGCUCCCCCGGUAUCACGGAAUAACCUCACCACUUGGCCUUCCAUCAUACAUGUCAUCUCUUUCAUCUGUACCACACCGACAUGCAUUUAUUCGUGCAAGGUUCAAUGUCUUUCCAUCGAACCUGCUGAGCCACAGAUUUUCCAAGGGUUUGGUGUCUCCGCUAUGCGUGUGUGACGGGAAAACUGUUGAUUCCCUCUCACAUAUAAUGUUCAACUGUCCCCGACAUAGCAUAGCCAGGACUAAAUUCCUGGGCCCUGCUUUACUGCGCUUGGUUGGCAGGCCUGCUGAGUCACAUGCCGCACUACUUUUGCAGGAUACAGAUCCUUCUGUAACUCUGCAGGUGGCGAGAUUCCUGAAUGCAGUUAUCUCACACACAAAAACCACCAAAAACAACAACAUCAAAAACUAAUCGGUCAGUUUUGAAGAGAGUGCAUGUCGGAUCCCGUCUUCAGUUCUCCUUUUCUGGGAUCCGUCCCUUGGAGCUCUCCGGGCCCCAAGCUGUUAUCUGGCUCUGCUCAAUGACCCACCCCUGCAUCAUGGUGUUCACCUUCUGGUGCCGAAUAUAUUAGUCUUUAUGCCUCUGUGCUUUUAUGUUUGUACAUACUUUAUGGGCUAAUAGCCGUAAAUAAAUAAAUAAAUAAAUAAAUAAAUAAAAUAAAUAAAUAAAUAAAAUCUGCGCCACCCCUCGAGAGCCCUGCGCACCACGAACUCAGUGCAAGGGUCAGUGCAGUAAAUAGAUUUUGCAAAGAAGGAAAUUGCAGCCGAUUGUAUAGUUAAGGUCUUUGCUGCACGACCAAGGUUGCACAGAUGAACUAAGAAUUGCAGCGCCUGGUCCGUGGUGGGGGGCUCUUGAUGCGCAAUACCCAAAGAUUUUCUCCGAAAUGCUAGAAAAUCAGGCCAGGCUUUUGAGUAGGACCUAAGCAUAGAAGGGGCAACCGAAACCAAUACUCCCUGCAUCACGUCUCGCUUCCAAGGCUCCACAGGUGCUCCGGGAAUGGCUCUGGCAAUUGCUGUGCUUCUGGGGCUAACGACCGGAAGCGGUCCAUCUGAAAUCGAGAUAGCGCAUCCGCAAUAUUGUUAUUAAUACCAGGAAUGAAUUCUGCUGAAAAUAUGAUGUUAAAUUGCAGGCACCGUAACACAAACGAUCGCAGCAUCGUGGACACCCUUUCUGAACGCGAAGAUUGUUUGGUCAGGACAUUGACUACUGACUGGUUGUCUGUCCAACCAGGACUUUGUGAGGCAUACCCUGUGAUGUGGUGACCGCAGCCCUGCCCUGCAGAUAACCUAGCCAGCCGUGAGCAGAAUGGGCGCCCGGGGGCUACCACCCGACAGGCAAAGUUUAAGUGGCCUAGCAAGGACUGAAUUUGCCUGAGUGUUACUUUUUUGAGCGGGAGGAGCUGGGAGAUUGCCGUUUUAAGAGCUGUCAGCUUGGCCUCAGGCAAACACGACGUCUGGGCGACCGUGUCGAGCUCGAUGCCCAAGUAAGUCGUAGUCGUGACCGGACCCUCGGUUUUUUCUGCUGCCAGGGGAACACCUAACUCCAGCGAAAGAGAGGCAAGAACUUCAAGCAACGUUGCACAUGAAUUGUUAUUUGGCGGUCCAACCAGUAAAAAAUCAGAUAAACCGGUUUUGAAACGCAGGGCCCAAUCCGAAAAGGUGCUAAAAGUUUUGAAAGCAGCGCAUGCGACUGAACAACCCAUUGGCAUUGCUUUAUCCACGUAACAGGAGCCCUCAAACUUAAAACCUAACCAACGAAAGUCCUCAGGAUGUAUUGGCAGAAGGCGGAUUCAAUUUCACAGUUUGCUAAUAGUGCCCCUCUUCCGAAGGUCCGGAUAAGUUUGAUGGCAUGAUCGAAGGAGGCGUAUUUUACUGAGCAGAGUUCUCCUGGGAUGGCAUCAUUUACUGAGCCCCCUUCGGGAUACGACAAGUUAUGAAUCAUACGAAAUUCCCGAGGCGCCUUCUUGGGUACAAUACCCAAGGGGGAUAUGUGCAAAUUUGGAAUAGGUGGGCUAGUGAAAGGACCAGCCACCCGCCCUGCCAAUAUUUCCUUUUCUAUUUUCUUUUUUGCAACUUCGGGCCUUUCUCUUACAGAUUUUUGGUUGGGUGGAUCCUUGGGAUUUGGAGCCACCGAUACAGGAAUUCUAAACCCCCGGGAGAAGCCCUCCCAAAGGUAGUUUGCAUCUUUCUUAUUGGGGUACAAAUCAAGGAGGGCUUUUAGCGUGUGAAGCUUGAUGGGUGAAAAUGCAAGUGAAAGGGAAUUAUUGUCUCCGUGCACCCCUUGGGCAGGGGUUGUCCACCCUGUCUACUCUGCUGGUGGGACCCCUGCCUCCCAGAAAGGGCUGCUUUCCCUGUAACAAAACACAACAGGGUGAUUCCCCAGGCACCCGUCACACUCGUGUGAGUACUUACAACUUUGCCAUUGACAUAACCCUUGUUAAGCUCCCAGCAUACCUUGCGGCGCGUAUUUCUUUGAAGUCAGAUUUCAGAAAUUUACCCUGGUCCGACGGUUUCUUUUCUUUUUUUUAAAAAAAUUAAUUUUUAUUAACAAACCAAUCAAAUCACAUUAGUUCCAAAUUACAGAGUCAAAUUUUAAAUUGUUGUUUGGGGGUACCCAUGCUUCGAGCUCAGAAAGGAUCCGAUCAUCUCUAUUGCUGCUGCUUUGAUGUUCACAGCUCUGGCCAAAUAAUGUUCACAGUUCUAUCCAUUCCUCUCUUUGUUGUUUUCCUCAUCUCUUCUUGUUGUUUUCGUAUAUUUUUCCUUUCUUUGUGACCUCUGAUAGUCUCCACAAGCGAGUUGAAAACAAGCGUUUUUAUAAUCCUGUGUGGAUUUUUCCAUUCAUCCAAGAGUCAUAUUCAGACAGCAGACGCAUUUCAUCACUUCCAUAGAAAACAAUCUUAACGUCUGCUCAUUAAUCUUCGCAGGCCUGUCACUCCCUUCUCGAUCUUCUCAGGGGUUCUGCCAGGUCAGACACAAGUGUCCAAUAUAAUAACAAAUCCAUGGCUUCCUCCCCCUCUUGAUCGUCAACCCUGCAACAAAGCCUGCCGUCAUGGCGAAUCUCUUUUUAUAACUGCGUCAUUCCAAAAGCCUUUCACUCCUUUCCAGAUCUCCACAAGCCAAGCCUUUGGUUAGUAAUUCAUUUCCACACAGUUUCUUAAUCACCCCACUUAUAGUCAAUUGUUGCAACGGUUCUUCUUGGGGAGGGAUUGUUAGGUAAUCACAUAGAGAGAAAAAGAAAAGUCCCCCCCCCUUUCCGAUAUACCGACCCUUUGAUGUAUCUUCUUCUUGAUAUAUUUUCCUGUUGAAUCCAGCCCGUCGCUCAACUUCACAGAGGUCACUUCAAUUAGCAGUCUAAACUCCCGUUCUUCACUCGAAGCAUGUGCAUUUGCUGCUCUCUCUAAUUGUUUACUUUAAGCUCCUGCAACCAGGUCGCGCGAUCAGAGACGGCGUCGGGAGAGCCAGAAACCCACACGAGUGCUGUGCGCCUAGUGCCUUCACCCCCUUCUUCUUUCGAACUCGGGGGUGAUUUAUCGGCAACCGCAGGCGAAGGCAGUGUUUUCCCCAUUACCUGGGGAAACAAGGGAGGCUACAUACUCCCAUAUUAGCCUCUUAAUUACCCCGUGUGAGCCGGAGAGAUGGUAUUGUCGGCCAUCUUCCAAUGCGCCCCUGGCGGCCCCCCCGGCGGUUUCUUUUCGAUGUGGGGACCCAUGUACGUAAGCCAGAUAAAUUGGUCCACCCGAUCCCAGUGUGCAGAGGGCAGCAGUGCAGCGUUUCUCUGGAACAUUUUAUCUAAUGAAUGGCCGCAGAUUCUCUGCCCGUGGCGUAGGCCGUCCUCACGAGUGCUUGAUAGACAAUCAAAUGCAUCGCUCUUUUUGGAUAAGCCGCUGCUACUACGCAGAAAAAAACUUGGAAGCCAUUUAGCCAAUUUUCAAAAGUUUUAUCCGCCCUGGGUGACUAUUACUUUCGCUUACCAUAAACACGCUUUCUUUCAGAUUUUUCAUCUAGCGGGAGCAGCUUAAAGAUAUCUACAUACUCACCAUUCAAUAUUUUGGCCCUGGUUCUUGCAGACAAAUGAUUACCCAGGAUAAUAUCUUUGGGCCUGUUGGUAGAGACUUUAACGUCCUCCAGUAGCACCCCGUCCUUACACUUCAAGGUCCCGCCAAACCGCUUACAAUGGGAAUUUGCUCUCCUAUUCCAUGUCCAUAACGGUAAACCAGGAACCCCUUCACCCAGGCCCCAGUAGCAAUUCAGUGACUCAUCGCUAUCAGUCAGAGCUGGAUGAAGAGGAGGAGGACGUACCUGAGUCCAAGUCUGAGUCGUCCCUCUUGGAAUUCUUGCUCUUCUUGGAAUGCUGCUUAUGCUGUCGCUUUUGGGUGCUAUAGCUGCAUCUGGGUAUUGAAGCACACUUUCGCCCUCUGAGGACGUGUAAGCGCCUGCGAUUUGUGCCAACGCUUUGCUCGGUGUGGCGCUGGAAAACGACACUGAUGGCUGCCUCCCAGCCGAGACAGGGGAAUGGGGGGAAGAAGCCCGCCUAUCCGUCUUUCGCAAGGCCUUCCAGCCUGUGCGCCGAGGCUGCUCAUCCCUCCUUUGGGGCACGAUGGCAGACUGAACAUUUGUUCGCGCGUGCGAUGCAGAACGAGAUUGCUUGCUGUGGGGCUUAGGCGUGGGAGCCCCCUGCUGGGGUGCGGCAUUAGUCACUUGCAAAUUAUCAAAGAAGGCCUGGGAUGUGCCAGGCAUCUCACCAUCAUCACUCUUGGACCCACUAGAGUCGCUGGCUCCCGUAUCAGGAAGCCCAAUUCCCUCUCUGAAGCCAAAACACUCUUUCUGCCGUCCCAUGCAACACACAACCCACGUGCACACAAACAAACUGGAAGGACCGGCUGAAGCAACCACAAUCAGCGGCUAAAGCCAAGGCAGCGCUGAAGCUGUAUUAAGUAAACAAUGAGCCGCUUGAGGCAAGCUGGAAGGAGCCGCGUGGGGCUCAACAGCCAUGCCGAGCGGGGGGGGGGUGUGUGCUGGCAGGGGUUUGAGCCGCCGAAGGCAGUGGUCCGGAGACGGUGCUCCAAGGCUCAAACCGCGCCCUAAAGGUUGAAGCGCUGGAAAGCCCCAAACACUCUUUGCUGUCUAUCCGUCUCGAAGAAGACUCAAACACUCCCCUAAAUUGCUCAGCGCUCGGUCUCCCAACGGCUGCUACUCAAUGCAGAAUGCCGUGUUUAAAAGGAUAACCGAGCCGUUCGCUAGCCCUGUGGCGAGGGAGGAAACAAUAAGAAGCAAUCCUCCCCUCGGGGCAGCGAGGGAACACAGAUGGGGGGAGCCGGGGACCCAAGGGAAGGCUACAGCGAAACGCCUCUGUGACCGAGAGUGUAAGGUGGGGGCGCGCGCAAUGGGACCCACCAGCACCGCCGCUAGCCUUUAAUCCACGCAGCUCGAACAGAAGCCAUGAACGAGUGCACUUCAGCCGAGUAGCCCCCGAAAGGAUGGAUGAGGAAAUGGGGGGGGGGGGGAGUUGCAACCCCAGGUGCCUUUGGCGGAUCGGAAAUGUGGAGAAGGGCCAGGAAGGAGGGACAAAGGACAAAAGCAGGCAGUAAGCAGUUCUGAGGGGGCGCAACAACACACCCACACGGUUUUUCCUGGUCCUUCUCGCAACGCUGAACCACGAGGCAGGAAACAACCAAGAAACAAAACAAAAGGCAAAAUCCAAAGAGCAGAGAGACCGACGUCCUGAUCGAUUGAGGAAGCGAGCCAAAGAGGAAGAGGAAGUCCUCUGGCUCGCUCCUCCAUUUAAAUGGCCCCAGCCACGCCCCCCCCGGCCAGCGGAUUGGCUGGCUGGGCUCUGACAUGGCCGGGAUCCCCCAGGCAACGGGGGACAAAGUCCCCCAGCCCCGGUGGGAAGUGGGUGGCCACACGGUCCACCGCAACUCCUCCCCAGUGGGAAGUGGAGCGGAUUUCCGUGCACUGCUCUGGUUCGCCAGAAGCGGCUUAGUCAUGCUGGCCACAUGACCCGGAAGCUGUACGCCAGCUCCCUCGGCCAAUAAAGCGAGAUGAGCGCCGCAACCCCAGAGUCGGUCACGACUGGACCUAAUGGUCAGGGGUCCCUUUACCUUUAGAGGCUUGCAAACAAAGUGCCAGGUAGACUGCCACAUAAACAGUGUCCUCGUGUGUUUAUUUUAAUUUUAUCUUUAUUCAUUUUUAUCCUGUAAAAUUUAUUCACUGCUUGGUUGUAAAAAGUGGUUUAAGCUAACACAUGCAUUCACUAGAAGUUCAAGAAAUUGAAAUGUAUUUGAUGCCCCCUCCAAUAUGAGACAGAGUCUAAAACUUUUCCUCCUUCUCUCCAGCCUCAUGAAGCCCAAAUUACCACUGAAGCUCCACAGCCUGAUUGUGCAUGCAGCCUUUGCGGCGGUCAUUGAGGUAAAAACUGAGCCCGACAAGCAGGUAAGUUGUUAGUCUUGAAAUUUGACUUCUAUAGUUGUUUCUUCUUCACACGCUUUAAGCAUUGCUCCCAUUGCUCAACAUCUGAUCUCUCUUUCCCCUGCUUGGCGCAUCCUCUCCCUCCCUCAAUGAACCCAUGUGGAUGAAAAUUGCCAUUGCCUGUAGGAGUUAGAGGAACGUUAUAGUCUGAUGCUGAGAGGCCUCCUCUGGGAGGCCCCAAGCACUAAGAUCCUAAACUUGCUGAUGAAUGUAAGUAUAUUGAUGGCCUCAGUGGCUGUUUGACCUAGAAAGCUUUCAUGGAGAAGCCGCCACCUAGCAUAUACUUUCUCAGCAGUGCACCUCUUGGGCCCUUCCCCUCUUGUAAGGCAAGCUGGCCACAUGGAAUAGGCAGCAAAGGCCCACUUGCCCAGACAGCCAAAGGAGGGCCUUGGAUACAGAGCUACAAUUUGGGGCUGGAGGACAUUGCCAUUUUAGAACAGAAAAGGAUCUCUCUCUGAGAGUGUAAAGGGCUUCACAGUGGUCUGCCUCUCUCCCCCAGAGCAGCCUCCUGAUUCUGAGGUCCCCUUUCCUCCCACAGGAACUGAGAGGUUACACAACAAGUGUGGGUAGACGCACACCCGUCUCGCUCUUGGAACUUCACUAA
Podarcis lilfordi (Lilford's wall lizard) is the source of this 31459-nucleotide messenger RNA. Lineage: Eukaryota; Metazoa; Chordata; Lepidosauria; Squamata; Lacertidae. The record is from the annotation of a GenBank genome assembly.